Nymphaea colorata (pocket water lily) is the source of this 1407-nucleotide messenger RNA. RefSeq names its product GDSL esterase/lipase At3g26430-like. Bases 134 to 1267 code for a protein of 377 amino acids. The transcript is spliced from 5 exons. Lineage: Eukaryota; Viridiplantae; Streptophyta; Magnoliopsida; Nymphaeales; Nymphaeaceae. Gene Ontology annotation, molecular function: hydrolase activity, acting on ester bonds. The record is from RefSeq and is a predicted model, not a curated record.
CCCUUUUCUUCACUGCUUCACGGACUUGCCGACGCUGCCUUACAAAUUCCGAAACUCUCCUGCUAUAUGCGGCCGCGCCCUCCCUCUCUCUCUCUCUCUCCCUCUCCACUCUCCAGUCUAAGCCCGUCUAGCCAUGGCUGCCGAGCUCCGCUUGCUUCUGUUGCUUGUUUGCUGGACGGCGCUUGCUUCUUCGAGAUGUGAAUUCCCCGCAAUCUUCAACUUCGGCGAUUCGAACUCCGACACCGGCGGCCUCUCGGCCUCGUUCGGCGAGGCUGUCCCUCCCAACGGAGAGUCCUUCUUCCACGGACCCGCCGGAAGAUUCUGCGACGGCCGCCUCGUCAUCGACUUCAUCGCCCAACACUCUGGAUUACCAUACCUCAACGCCUACCUUGACUCAGUGGGAUCAAAUUUCAGCCAUGGAGCCAACUUUGCAACUGCGGGAUCAACUAUUCUUCGACAGAACACCACCCUUUUCCAGAGCGGGUUCAGUCCUUUCUCAUUAGAUGUUCAGUCAUGGCAAUUCAAUCAGUUCAAAACGCGAGGGGGUGUCGCGUAUGGAAAGGGUGGAGUUUACAGGGAAUUGCUGCCCAAGCAACAAGUAUUCAGCAAAGCACUCUACACAUUUGAUAUAGGCCAGAAUGACCUCACAUCUGGGCUGUUUCGUAACUUGUCAAUAGAUGAAGUGAAGGCCUAUAUCCCUGAUGCUCUUGCUCAGUUCUCUGAUGUAGUUAAGGGAAUAUAUGAUCAAGGAGGGAGGUCAUUCUGGAUCCACAACACCGGUCCAUUCGGGUGCCUUGCAUACGUCUUGGAACGCCUGCCGGUUCUGGCUUCGCAAAUAGACCAAGCUGGGUGUGCCACCCCUUUCAACGAGUUGGCACAGUUCUUCAAUGAGAAAUUGAAUCAAACAGUGGUUCGGCUGAGAAAGCAUUUUCCUCAUGCAGUAUUCACAUACGUGGACGUUUACUCUGUGAAGUAUGAAUUGAUUUCUCAAGCCAAGAAAAAUGGAUUUGGGAACCCCUUGAGGGCAUGCUGCGGGCAUGGAGGCAAGUACAAUUAUAAUAUGAACUUGGGGUGUGGAGGGAAGAAGAAGGUGGCAGGCAGACAAGUGUUGGUGGGGAGCUCGUGCGCAGAUCCAUGGCGUUAUGUCAACUGGGAUGGAGUCCACUACACGCAGGCCGGAAACAAGUUCGUGUUCGAUCACAUCGUUGACGGCAAAUUCUCAGACCCACCUCGGCCCCUGCGGCUUGCAUGCCACAAACAUAUCUAAGAUCAUGCAUGAUCAUGGUCGACACCUCCUCCGAUAUUUUAAAAUUCAUGAUCAUCUUUUUAGCUUUUUUAUUGUUUGAUUUUAGACUCAAAUCCAAACCAAGUAAUUAAUUUGGUACGAAAAAUCAUGAAUUUUUAUUA